GUGACAUUUCCUGAAGUUCAGCUGCUUUUAAAAACUUCCUCUCCUCUUUACACUUCUUAAUUGUAUAGACUCGAUCAUAACCAGUUUCUGCUCUGAAUAUGAAUUUUCUGACCUUCAUAUUACUUUUGGCUGUAGGUGUGUGUGAAGCAGUGCUUUCGCAGAAAUUGUCAUGUCCCCAUGAACUAAAACACCAGAGCCUGCAGAGGGUUUGGUGUCGGCAGACCUCUGCUGAGUGCUGCACCGGCUUCGCCUUCAACCAGAACACUCAGAUGUUGGAUGGAGGCAAACUGAAGGUGACCCAGCACUCCCACUCCUUCACUGUGGUAAUGAUGGAGCCUGACCACAGUGGAGUGUACUGGUGUGGUGUGCUGACCAAAAACAACACCAUUAUUAAGCUUGCUGAAGGCUACUUCUACAGCUCGUCUGGUGCUUUCAUCUGGAGUUUAGCUCGCUGGAUUCUGCUCCCUCUGGUGCUCGUAGUCACCCUUUCCACCUAUGUGUGUUUGUCAAAAAAAAAAAAAUUUCACUAUGAGAAAGCAGAGGAGAUGUUCGUUGAUGCUGCUGCAGAGUGAUGGUGCAGCAUCCUCCAGUGAGACAGAGUCAUGAAAAGCACCAUGGCAGCAGAUCAUGACUUGGUGUUGAGGUUUAAAAAAAAAAGACUUUUCUCUCCUUUUUUAUGAAGAAAUAAGUUUGCAUUUAUUGGACAAACUGAGGCAAACUCACACAUAGAGUAAAGAUGGAACAUGUCAUGGGGUGAAAAAUAUAUGAAGGGUUUUAUUCCAAAAUGUUAUACAUCCAUUUGUGAAAAAAAUACCUGAAACACAAAAUUUCUAAAGUGCAUAUCAUUCUGAGGAAUGUUAUUACUUUGUCAGCAGAAUUUGACAUGACUGUCCUUUAUUCAAACAUUUCAGUGGCAUAGUUUCCACGGGGUGUAGGCCAUUUUGGAACAGAGCUCUUCAAAUAUAUAUAUUUAUAUUUUAUAUACUUUAUACAUUCUUUUCUUGCUGUACAUUUAAGUCUCAUGCUUUGCUUGAAACUGUAAUCAGCAUUUAUCCUUAAACAAGACAAAAAUAAAAUAAAAAAGCACACAGUAUUCAGGAUUAAUGCUGCAUAGUUUCAACUUUGGAAUAUCAAACAUUAUUUCUUUGUAAACCAACAGAGUGUAACCGUCUGCCUGCAGGAGAUGGACAACUGUAUGAAAUCUGUCAGGAUAUGAAAUUUUGUUCAAAAAUACACAUCACUUCCCUUGGAUGCUUCACCUGCUUGAUGUGAGUUAUGGAAGAUGCAUCUCAAGUUUAUCACGAGCAGACAAGCUAGGUCCUUGGGACAAAAGACGUAACGUGAAGAGUUCGUAUCGCUGUGUGCAUUUCCUUAAAAAGCUGCGUAAAUGAACAUCCAUACUGUGUACAUUACAGGAGGAAAUUUCAGAAAUGUGACCAGCUUUGACCCACAAUAAGGUGUAUUUUCAGUUUGACCAUUAAGGACAGCCUGAACGCAAAGUAGAUCACACAAGGAAAACCCUGAAGUUUAGCAACACAAAUACAAGCAAUAAUAAAUAACACAAGGAUAAAAUAAUGAGAAAAUCCUGGAAAUGUUGCACUUAGAAAUAUUAACAUUGUCCUUUAAAAGGAGUGCUGCUCAAUGAGAAUCAAACCGAAGCAGAAGACAAAUAAAUGUACUGUUUCACUGCAAUCUUAUCACCGGAUGCUACAGAUCCACCAAUAAAAGGUGAGGACAACUUUCUAAACCCUACGGAGCUAGCAAACAGUUUACAGUAAGAACACUUAAAAUGGUUCUGGGGGACAGCUGCACAUCAUUCCCUUGUAGUGACCUUCUUUAAGGCAAUUGCAGAGAAAAUGGGGAGAACUGCUGUGUGGCCACCCCACGUCAGACUCUGAUGAAGCCAACAGCACGAAGACUGAUUACAGUAGCUGAUGUGGUCAGGCUGAUCCAAUGUUAAGUCCACAGACGAGUCACAUGCUAACCCUCGGGCCCAGUGGCGAUUUUCCAUUUCAUGCUAUGGUUUGACUUCUUUUUUUUCCACUGUAGGUUGUACCAUGUUACUGUUUUCUUUUUUUUUUUUGGUAUGCAGUGACAUGGAAACGAUCAGUCACUGAGAAUCAUCACUCGGUGUAAAUGACGUCUCUGCUGCAGCACACACCAACACUUCGCCUCCUCUAUGAUGUUUUAAAGCUGCCGCACAAAUUACAAUAUAACCCACAGACGCACUGCAUGUUGUGUGCAUUACUAACUAAACCGUGAGCACGUUUAUUAAUCAAUUCCAUUGCAAACAUUUGUGCAAAGUUGCAUGUCUUGCAUUUAAGUUGCUGCAGCAGAUGUGAUCUGAACCAUGUUGAUGGGUUUCAGGAGAGGAAAAAGGAAGCAAGGAACCGAGCUGAACCAUACAGCAGCAUGUAAUGGAAAAACUCCACGUACAGUCCGGGCUUUUUUGCUUUUCAUCAGUUUAUGAUUGCAGAUUUUUCUUUUCUGAGCUUAACACAAUGACUUUCUGCCAAACAGAUUCUGUCCUGUGGAAAAGUUGUUUAAAUAUCAACUGACCCCAACCAGCAGAGGAAAAGCACACGAACGGCUGCUAUGGUGGCAAAUAGAAAAGCAGCAGAUACUUUUCAGCUUAAAGACAUCUCCCUAUUUGAGACCAUUAGUCAGUUGUGGGUGAGAACAAAUUAAGUGCAGACAAACAUGACAGAAACUAAGAAAGAAGCUGACUUAGUGUGAACAAUGCAAUCCUGGAGAGAAAUAAGAAGCCAUUCAUAAAUCAGCCCACUCAACAUGUUUUUUUUUUUUCCAUAAUUAAA
Messenger RNA from Melanotaenia boesemani (Boeseman's rainbowfish), 2816 nucleotides. RefSeq lists its product as uncharacterized. The coding region runs from base 99 to 572 and encodes 157 amino acids. The transcript is spliced from 5 exons. Lineage: Eukaryota; Metazoa; Chordata; Actinopteri; Atheriniformes; Melanotaeniidae. The record is from RefSeq and is a predicted model, not a curated record.